Molecule: messenger RNA, 1733 nt
Organism: Pseudovirgaria hyperparasitica
Lineage: Eukaryota; Fungi; Ascomycota; Dothideomycetes; Acrospermales; Acrospermaceae
Product: anthranilate synthetase
Exons: 4
Coding region: 10-1575 (521 amino acids)
Biological process (GO): L-tryptophan biosynthetic process
Molecular function (GO): anthranilate synthase activity
Source: RefSeq, a predicted model, not a curated record
CGACGCACAAUGGCCGGCCAGUUAGGAAUCCAGCCGUCGCUUGAGACUGUCCAGCAUCUUCUUGACGAUGUUUCGAAACUGCCCAACCCACCAAACCUUGUCCCUCUGCUCGCAACAAUCUCUGCCGAAUUCUUGACGCCGUCGUCGAUAUACUUGAAGAUCUCCAAAAACUCUGAGCUGUCUUUCUUGUUUGAAAGUGCGGCGACAACAGAGACAAUUGGACGAUAUAGCUUUGCUGGCGCAAAUCCGCGCGCAGUGCUCAAGACAGGCCCUGGUCAUGGUCCAGAAGCAGAUCCAAUGCCAUUGCUGGCAGAAGAGUUAUCAAAGAGCAGGGUCGCGUCUGUGCCUGAACUGGACCUCCCUCCGCUGACAGGAGGUGCGAUCGGGUAUGUAGGAUAUGAUUGCGUCAAAUAUUUCGAGCCGAAGACGAAGAGACCGAUGAAGGACAUGUUGAAAGUCCCAGAGAGUUUGUUCAUGCUCUUCGAUACGGUGGUAGCAUUCGACCACUUUUUCCAGGUGGUCAAGGUCAUCACCUACAUUCAAGUACCGCAAGAUACAAGUCAGUUGGAUGAAGCAUAUCAGGAAGCCAAGGCAACGCUCCUUCGUACAGUGAGAACAGUACAGAAACUGGACAUUCCUGUGCCGAAGCAGACACCCAUCCAGACCGGGCAAGAAUAUACGUCAAAUAUCGGGCAGGCAGGCUACGAAGGCCAUGUGCACAAACUCAAGGAGCACAUCUGCAAGGGCGACAUCAUCCAGGCUGUACCUUCACAGCGGUUUGCACGACCAACGUCACUGCACCCAUUCAACAUCUAUCGGCACCUGCGGAAUGUCAAUCCGUCACCGUACCUGUUCUACUUGGAGUGUGUGGAUUUCCAGAUCGUGGGCGCUAGUCCGGAAUUGCUGGUCAAGGCUGAAAACGGAAGGAUCAUCACACAUCCUAUAGCGGGAACGGUGAAGCGCGGCAAAACAAGGGAAGAGGACGAAGCGUUGGCAGAGGAGCUCAGUAGUUCAUUGAAGGACCGAGCGGAGCAUGUCAUGCUUGUCGAUCUUGCGCGGAACGACGUCAAUCGAGUCUGCGACCCGCUGUCAACACGGGUAGACCGAUUGAUGGUUGUGCAAAGAUUUUCGCAUGUGCAGCACCUCGUAUCGGAGGUGUCUGGCAUACUGCGAGCGGACAAGACACGGUUCGACGCAUUCAGAUCCAUCUUCCCGGCAGGCACCGUGAGCGGUGCACCAAAAGUUCGUGCAAUGCAACUGAUUGCAGAGCUGGAGGGCGAGAAGCGCGGCGUGUACGCAGGCGCGGUAGGAUACUUUGGAUACAACAGGAUUGAGGCAGAUGGAGCGGAGGUAGAAGGGGCCAUGGACACGUGCAUUGCGUUGCGGACGAUGGUGAUCAAGCAGGGCGUAGCGUAUCUACAGGCGGGCGGCGGGAUCGUGUUUGACUCUGAUCCGUACGACGAGUAUGUGGAGACGCUGAACAAGCUCGGAGCGAACAUGCAGUGCAUCACAUCGGCCGAAGAGAAGCACCGGCAUGAAGCUGAAGAGCUCGAGCUCGCAGCGUCAACAACAUGAUGACUAGUUGCGAUGAUGUUCACGAUGGAAAGCAAGUUUUUUGUUUCGAGGUCAUAGCUUGUAAUUAGCUGAAGUAGCGGAUGGAUGAAUCGACGAGCGGAUCUCCAUAGUACUACUACUGUAGUAGUAGCUCAAUUAGAAUAUUUAGUCGAUGCGCC